UUUGGGUCUCUAUAUAAAGAGGAGUGAAUCUGUGAGAGAACAGCAGCAUCCAGCAGCAUCCAGCAGCGUCCAGCAGCGUCCAGCAGACUUAAGACCAAACUCAGUCUCUCUUCUCGAACCAAACAUGGCCAUCACUCAGCUCAACAUUUCCCUGAAUAAAGCUGAGGAGGAGGCGCUCCGUGCUCGAGGGUUCAAAAUGGUGGAAGGCAAUCUGACGCAAGGAACCCAAGGCAACGAGGUCCAUCUCUGGCACAAAGAUGGACAUGGAAACAACAUCACCAGGAUUCAGUUUUCAUACGCUGCUGAAAUGGAAAAGGGCUUUUUGGAUGCAGGGUACAUGAAGAUCGACAAGAACAUCGACGCUGGAACCUACGGGCCCGAGAUCUACCUGUGGUACAUCCAUGGCCACACAGCUGCUGAUGUUGCUAUCAAAGACCUCCAUCUCUCCAUGGAUGCCAAUGAUGAAGCCCAGAUGCUCCAAGCCGGCUUUGAGAGGCUGACCUGUGACCUGAACUACCACACUGGAGGAAACCGGGUCUUCCUGUGGCUGGAGAGAGAGAAACCAGUCUACAUCAAGGACAUCAAGGGCACCACUGACUGGAGCAGUGAUGUUACCCUCCUGAAGGAAGGUUAUACCAGAAGUGACAGCUACAUCAACAAGUAUGUGGUACAGGAGCGAGUCUACAUCUGGUACCUCAACACCACUGACCAGCAGGACGCCAUCAAGGAUCUGCAGCUCUCACACAAUCCGCAAGAGUACACCAACCUCCAAAAUCAAGGGUACUCUGCGAUCAACAUGGAUCUGAGCCAGGGGACCACAAGAAAGCCGGUGUUCCUGUGGUUCAAGAAGGAUGGCUUUGCCCCCAUCAGAAGCAUGGGGGUCAUCACCGACCGAGCUGUCAAGGAGUAUGAAAAAGUCGGGAGCGUCACCAGAAAGAUGUUCAGCUUGGAAGACUUCCGCAGCCUUGCCAGCCUUGUCACCUUCUACCUGUAUUUCCUCGGCUGAAAGUUGUGCUGGUGACCGAGCUGAGCCUGCUCUCUAAUAAAGCAACCUGUCCAAAAGAUCACUUUCUAACCACUUUACUGAGCUUUAAUUCAACAGCACUUAACCAUUUGAACUCCAAAUGAAAUCAUGCCAUCAAUCCAGAUGUUUGACACUUGAUCAAAUGACUCUGAAUCACUGUGUUUUCAUGACUUUCUGCUUCAAUAAAA
Messenger RNA from Salarias fasciatus (jewelled blenny), 1212 nucleotides. RefSeq lists its product as uncharacterized. Lineage: Eukaryota; Metazoa; Chordata; Actinopteri; Blenniiformes; Blenniidae. Bases 125 to 1006 code for a protein of 293 amino acids. The transcript has 2 exons. The record is from RefSeq and is a predicted model, not a curated record.